Molecule: messenger RNA, 1406 nt
Organism: Didymella exigua CBS 183.55
Lineage: Eukaryota; Fungi; Ascomycota; Dothideomycetes; Pleosporales; Didymellaceae
Exons: 1
Coding region: 77-1222 (381 amino acids)
Molecular function (GO): dioxygenase activity
Source: RefSeq, a predicted model, not a curated record
CUUUGACAAGACACAUUGCUCUUGAUUCUUUAAGCGUACAUCUUCAGUACAUUGGCAUAGAUUGUUGACAAUCAAAAUGGCACUCAUGCGUCAUACCAGGCCUUCUGAACGCUCCGGUUCCAUCACAAGGUUCAUUUCGCGACUACGAGGGCGGAACAUCAAAGAUGAACCCAACCCAACAGAAGAAGACCACCCCAUCGACACAAGGCUACCACUGGCUCCAUCUCCACUACCGCUUGUCCUUCCAGAACAUCAACAGGCCCUGUCCAAUCUUGGAUGGACGACAAUUACAUUCCCACAAGCAGCACCAUCAGAUCCAUCUCGAGACUCGUCAGUUCCGGGACUACACCCGCUGCAAGACGCUUAUGAGGCCCUCUUCUUUGCGUCUCAAACUUUCUUCGCACAACCUGCAGAGGAGAAGACGAGGUGGAAGCACAAGCUCCGCUCCGAGGAAGGCUGGUCCUCUAUUCCCGGCGAGAAGGAAUUUAUCACCCUGCGCACGUUGGAGUACUGUCCUGAGAUUCUUCAAGGGCCGGCGAAGCGAUUCUGGGACCUCAUGGGUGCGCAUUUGGAAACAACACUCGGGCGGAUAGCGACGAGUCUGGACAUUCCAGAGCCUGAUUACAUGACGAAAGGGCUAAAGAAGUUCGUUGGGCCGUGCGGAAGCAUGCAAGCUAAAGAUGAGGAGAAGACUGCCACGAUGCUCAGGCUAUUCAGAUACGAAGGCUGGGAGGCGAAGGAGGUCGCAGAGCCACAUGCCGAUUUGGGUCUGCUGAGUGUGGUCAUUGGAGACAUUCCCGGUUUGGAAGUCUGGGAUGGCGAGAAGUGGUUCGAAGUAGAAAAGGAGGUGGAGAGGACCGGGAUGAAAGGCGCAAGUCUGCUCGCUGGCAAACAACUAGAACGAUUCAGCAACAGUCGAUACCCCGCGGGCGGGCACCGGGUCGUGUCGUAUGGGGAUCCCAUGAACGGCAAAGAUGGAGGAGCGAGAUACAGAUUCAGUAUAGUUUUCGUGCUGCGCGCACAUGAACCUGUGAUUAUCGACUCGGAAGAGUUGGAGACAGCUAUCACAGGAAAAUGGUCAGAGCCGGUGCAGGGACUGACGGCAGGAGAGCUAUACACACAAAUCCGAGGUGCUCACUUCAAUAUCAAUAUCAGCCAGGAAGAGAGGGAAAGGCAAAGAACGAAUGUUCGGAAGACAAUGGAGAAGGGCAUUAGCCCCUAGUCUGUAAAUUCACACAGGCACGCCCUGUAACGACGCAGGCAAGAAGAGAGAUAUCCGGAAUAGGUGUGAAUCCGCUACCAGGCAUAUAGGAGUGCUGGGAUGAUAAGAACACUAGGAUAUAUUCUCUACACCUAACGUAGAUUAUCACCAAGCCAGCCAUAUCACCAAACUAGCCAUUUUCUCU